Molecule: messenger RNA, 5054 nt
Organism: Conger conger (European conger)
Lineage: Eukaryota; Metazoa; Chordata; Actinopteri; Anguilliformes; Congridae
Gene: chpt1
Product: choline phosphotransferase 1
Exons: 8
Coding region: 203-1351 (382 amino acids)
Biological process (GO): phospholipid biosynthetic process
Cellular component (GO): Golgi apparatus; endoplasmic reticulum membrane
Molecular function (GO): diacylglycerol cholinephosphotransferase activity
Source: RefSeq, a predicted model, not a curated record
UCUAGGAGCAGCACCACCACUGUCUGUCGCUUGAAGAGAAAAACUCUGGGUUGUGUCUUCAAAAAUGACUCUCUUAACAACAAGACCAAAUGUGUGAGUUGUCACUUGGAGUACGUGAGGAGUGCUCAAAAGAACAGGAACCUUCAGCGAUUUGAUCGGCUGUACCUUCUUUCGAACCCCCAGAGACACCAGCCAGCUAACAAUGACACACUGUCUGUGGUCAGAGCCGCUGUCAGCCCAGCAGCUGAAGCGGCUUGAAGAACACAAGUACAGUGCUUCUGGUCGGUCCUUAUUCGAACCGCCUUGUCAGAUUUACUGGAAUUGGUUGGUACAACAAAUCCCUACCUGGGUCGCACCCAACACCCUGACUAUUACUGGAUUGGUUGUUAAUAUUUUCACUACGGUUAUUCUGGUUUACUAUUGUCCUUCGGCAACAGAGGAGGCUCCAUCUUGGGCGUUCAUCCUCAGUGCAUUGGGUCUGUUCAUCUACCAGUCCCUGGACGCCAUUGACGGGAAGCAAGCGCGGCGAACCAACAGCAGCUCUGCUCUUGGGGAGCUCUUUGAUCAUGGCUGCGACGCUGUCUCCACAGUGUUUGUUGCUGUGGGAACAUGCAUUUGCUGUGGGAUGGGGGCGUACCCUAACUGGAUGUUCUUCUGCGGCUUUGUGGGCAUGUUCAUGUUCUUCUGUGCGCACUGGCAGACUUACGUUUCCGGCACACUUCGCUUUGGCCUGGUGGAUGUUACGGAGGUCCAGUUCGCCAUCAUUAUCAUGUAUCUGAUGACAGCCUUCGGUGGAGUGGGUCUGUGGGAUAGCAGGCUGCCUGUCUUGGGAAUAAAACUGCACAUUUUCCCCAUCAUGGGUAUCAUUGGAGGUGCCCUCUUCUCCUGCUCAAACUACUUCCAGGUCAUCAUGAAUGGUGGAGUUGGCAAGAAUGGCUCCACUGUGGCAGAUACCAGUGUGCUGUCACCAGGGAUGCACGUUGUUCUCAUACUCACUUUGGCCUUCAUCAUUUUCAAGAAAUCUUCCAGCCAGCUAUUUGAGCUCCACCCUUGCCUCUACAUCCUUACCUUUGGAUUGGUCAUGGCUAAGAUCUCCAACAAGCUUGUUGUUGCCCAUAUGACCAAGAGCGAACUUCAUCUUCCGGACACAGCCUUCAUUGGUCCCGGACUCCUCUUCCUAAACCAAUAUUUCAACAGUUUCAUUAAUGAGUACUUUGUCCUUUGCACAGCUCUGCUUCUCUCCUUGGUGGAUCUGACAAGGUACUGUACGGGCGUGUGUAUUCAAAUCGCUGCCCACUUGAAGAUCAGUGUGUUCAGCAUCACCCCGCAGGUCUGCAAGAACCAGGACUGACGGUCCGCCCAGGAAGAGGCUGGGGUGAGCGAAGAUGCCACCCCACUGCUUACAGCAGAUCUGGAGGACCCCUCAAACCAAAAACUAAUCAGCCUUGACACCAUAACUACCUACAAUUAGACCGGACCAUUCACAUCUAACCGAGCUAAUGAAUGAUGCAUGCCUUACAGUUCACUGGACUGAGAUAUACUGGACUGGAAAUAAUCAUGGAAAUACCUUGUGUGCUGGAGUUUCUUUUUCUUGCUCUAAAUAGACAUUGUGUUCACUUCCAAUAACUGUUUGAGUGAAUGAAUCUCAUUACAAACCAGCACAAUUGGUGCCUUGUUGAUUAAUGGAUCUUAAACAAUAUGAGCUGUACUCCACCAUGUACAGUGGGUACAUGAGCAGAAAUCCAGUGACUCCAUUUACAUAUCGUGGACGAGCUGUGUCCAUGCUGGUGACAUCAAUUCACUAUCUGAAAUACUGACUCAUAGACAGGAAACUUUUUUGCAGAUGGACAUGCAAAAAAUCCUGCCUAAUACAACAGGUUUUCUGUCAUUAUUUCCAGUUUAUUUAACCCAAAAACCAAUUUUGUUUGAUUUAGAAAAAUUAUUACAGGACUGCUGUCGUCCUUUUGGGCAAAUGUUUAAAUAAUGCUAACUUAUUUACAUCUGAUCCAGACAUUUCGUAAUCCAUGCACUAGACACAGGUGAGAAGAACCCUUGCGUAUUUACGUGUGAGCUGCAAAUGAUGCUAAUAUUUAAGGCUUGCCCACACCUCUUACGGGGCUGGGUGGCUGAAACAAGAAAUCUGUGGUGUGACAAGGAAUGACGGGACUCUCAACACCUGCAAUGGAAUGCCUCCCUCCUGUCAAUUUCUACAUAUUGUUGAACAUCAGUUAAACCUUGAAUUAGGAGUGGACAUCGACAAUAAUGCUAUCCAUCUUGCUAUGUUAUCAAAUGAGCUAGUGCCUGUUUCUAUCCUUAUUUGAGUGUUGCUGGAUCAAUAGAACAAGUGACUUCAGUUCCUUAAAGUACAGUUGGAGGUGCUAUAGGCCUUUCCUUUGGACUGACGUGCAUUGCUUACAAAUUGAGAAAUGUAAUACUAUGUGAUCACAAUUGGGAAGUUAAGAUCAUUUGACAUUUGCCCCAAAGGUCUAUAGCAGCACCGAUGACUGUAUACAUUACUUGUACAGUAUACAGUCAUCUCAUCUAAAUUAACAUUUUAAUUACUUGGUUGGUUCAGGAACUGUUAAAAGUGCAACGAGAACAAAUGCUUAUAACCUCAAUUCUUUCCAAUGAAAAUGAUAUGGAAUGGUAAAAUUUAAAUGUGGAAUGGUAAAUUCUGGAUUAUCUGUCAAGAGCUGCAGGUUUACAGGGGACCAGGUCUCAGUGUUAAUGCGGCCACCAGUGACAACCAAUUACUACAAACCCUUCCAAGCCUGUACCUCUACCCACACUUCACUACAACAUUGACCUCCAAAAUGAAUGCCUCCACCUGCAAACCCCCCUGGUUCUCUGCUGCAUGUGUGGACAAUCUCUAGCCUUGACUGAAGGAAAAAUUCACCGCACCAUAGUGUUACUCAUGCUCACUGUGGUUGUGAUUUAUUCAAAAUAUUGCUUGAUUCAUUACCAUAAUUGUAAAGUAACCUUUUUGUAAUGGUCAUGUCCACCAAAGCAAGUCCUCCGAUUUUGGCAUUAUAAUUAAAUUCCAAGCAAGCAGUUGACCAAAUUCUCAUAAACAUCACAAUAUGCUUGGGAGCUCAAGACCUGAGUUUAAAAGCCAGUGACAUCUGUUUGAUUGACAGGGACCGGUCAAUUGAGCAGACGGUGUGAUUGACAGAACAUUUACAAACAUAUACUGAUGUAUACUGAUGUGAAUAAGGCUCUUCUUGCCCACGUCAGGUGAGAACACCCACCGGAUGACAUGCUCUGGGUGUCUGACUUGUCAUCUUGGGAGGGGGUUGUCGUUCCAACCACAAUUGCAAUCCCAGAAUUUUUGCAAGCUAUAUAUUUUUCUCAAGUGCUUUUCAUGUUAUAUUUCAGAGGGAUUAAUUACCCUCGUUUACCUCAUUAUGUCAGAAAUAGCUAUGCAUGCCAUGAAGUAUGGUGGUCCUAUGUUACCAGUGUGAUUGUUGUGCUAUAUUGCAAACAACUACAUAAAAAUAAGUAACAAAUAUGUUAAACUGAUCAUUUUAAAUUAAAUUCAGCACUGAGGGGAAUCAAAUAGGCUCCUAAUCGGGUUGUAAGACGUGUUUAACUAAAAAAUGUUUUGCCUUAAGCUUAACACAAUGCAGGUUUGCCUUCUUAUCAUUUGCGUUGUCUUUGAAUUCAUUAUCAACCAAAUUGUUAGUUCUAGUUUCUAGUGGCACUUUCACUUAUUACGAGCCUAUUGAUUCACAUCAUUCCCUUAACUUGAUCAGUUUAAUAAACCUGUUUUUAUGUAGCCCAAGUUAGUUGUUUGUAAUAUAGUACAAUAACUGCUAUACGUCAUGGCAUGAAUAGCUAUUUCUGAAAUGAUGUGGCUUUAAGAACGUAAAUAAUCUCGCAAAACACAUUCUGGGAUUGUAAUUAUGGCAUACCCCGGCAUACACAGGAAUCCUCCAGGACCAACCUUGAGCAAUCGAAUUUGGGUAAUUUUCGGGUGAAUUUUUCCUUUAAAACAUCUCUACACAUGUAGGAGAGGACCUUGUGCGCAGGCAUGAUUUCACUGGUCAUUGCCACUGGGUGGUGAUGCAUUUACACUGAGAUGCCAGCUGCUUUACAUAGUCUCUUCCUCAAGGGCUAAUAUAAUGUGUGAUUGAAUUUAAUUAUGUUGAUAGCCUUAAAUUUUGAAUGUGAAUUUUCUUUUUUCUUUUCUCAGUUUAUAUGUGAAUCUGGAUGUAUGCAAGCAAAGAGCAGGUUGCCUGGUAGCACUCUUUUCAUUAACAUUUUCUGUUCUUAGUUGUUCUUUAUGCAACAGAAUUUAUACGAAUACCAUACAAUGAUUAAGAAAUGUAUGUAUUUAUAACACUAAAAACUGGACAUUUCACUAUUCUGACAUUGUGCUCACUCAAAACACACGCACACACACACACAUACACACUUUUAUAUACAAAGUAUUUGUAUAUACAUGGGUACUUGAAACUCAAUGCUUUAUGAUGAUUGAUGUAUAAUUGUGAGUUCAUGAUUAGGUGAGUAGAGGACCACUAUGUGACUAGUGCCUACAGGACAAGUAGUUCUUAAACAGGGUACAGAUCCCUUUUAAGGUCUACCUUUGUCUUAACAGAGUAGGAGAGACAAAGGGAUUUUGCUCAUUAAAAACAGAUUUUGGCGGUGAUUUCAGGAAAAAAGGCAAAUGUUCAAUUUUUUAUUAAAUAAUUUAUUUUUAAUGACAAAUGCUCUACUGUUUUUUAAUCAACUGGGCUGAGUGAGCAAAACAUUGUCGCUGCAUAUAUUUAAAAAGCAGCAGUUCUUUUUUUGGUUUGAUGUAAUGUGACAUCACCAGAUUUGGCACUGCCACAUGCUCUGUAAAGAAAAAAAACAAAACUCUGCUAUUUCAACUGCAUUAUAGAAACAUUUUAACAGGUUACAAGGUUUUCAAACUUGGAAUGAAAGUGGUGCAUUAAAACGGUGCACAAAUGCAUUUUGCCUUUGCAUUUUCUGCGUCAAUAUAAUGUGUUUGCGACAUUAUACUAACACGGUAAUAUGAGUGAAAAGCAAUAAAAUUAUUUUCCAUUUACAAA